Pocillopora verrucosa is the source of this 727-nucleotide messenger RNA. Its product is annotated as perlucin-like protein. Gene Ontology annotation, molecular function: signaling receptor activity. Lineage: Eukaryota; Metazoa; Cnidaria; Anthozoa; Scleractinia; Pocilloporidae. The record is from RefSeq and is a predicted model, not a curated record.
UCCGUUUCCUAUCUCAUACCAGUUGUGUUAUCGAGAGUGAAAUCCUCUUCUGGAAGAAUUCGCUUUUUCACCGCAAGCGACACUUGACAGGAACCGAGAUGAAAAUUCACGAGAUUCUUCCGCUUUGUAUCGUACUGUUUGCUUCAGGAUGUGUAUCAGCGUAUUGCCCUUGGGGAUGGAGGCAGCUCGACAGCUUUUGCUAUUAUGCAAGCAGCACAUCCAUGACUUGGCACCAGGCCCAACGAUUCUGUCGAAGACUGGGAGGAGACCUGGUAAAGAUUACCAAUGCGCGGGAAAACGAGUUUGUCCUAGCCGUCGCGAGGAAGUCUGCACCAACAAGGAAACAAGUGUGGAUCGGCCUGAUGUGGACCGCUAACGACUUUUACUGGAGUGAUUACUCUGUUCCAGUCUACAAAGCCUGGGCUCCAAAUGAACCGAAUGGAAAAUCCCGGGAACCAUGCAGCAACAUGUGGACUGGGUAUACUUCCGUUCUGCCAAUCAGAGCAAGCGGUUACUGGAAUGACAUGCCUUGUACGGUAUCAUCUCACGUGCCCUUUGGCCUGGUGUGCAAAAAGCUCGCUUGAACUGCUAACGCUGGAAUACCAAAAAUCGACGCUGGAGAUUUAGAGGCAAAAUUUGGUAAUGGGAUAUUUUAAAAAAAAAUCAUAAGAUAAAUUGUAAGGUGUAAAGAAAUGCUUGUUUUACAAUAAAGCGUUAGCUUAAGUCA